Lachancea sp. 'fantastica' is the source of this 384-nucleotide messenger RNA. NCBI's taxonomy places the organism in Eukaryota, Fungi, Ascomycota, Saccharomycetes, Saccharomycetales, Saccharomycetaceae. The record is from the annotation of a GenBank genome assembly.
AUGUCUACCACUCCUAACCCUAAGGCCUUCCCAUUGGCUGACGCCAACCUAUCCCAGCAGAUCUUGGAUGUUGUUCAACAAGCUUCUAACAUGAGACAGUUGAAGAAGGGUGCUAACGAGGCUACCAAGACUUUGAACCGUGGUAUCUCCGAGUUCAUCAUCAUGGCCGCCGACUGUGAGCCAAUUGAAAUUUUGCUGCACUUGCCAUUGUUGUGCGAGGACAAGAACGUUCCAUACGUUUUCGUUCCAUCCAGAACUGCUUUGGGUAGAGCCUGUGGUGUGUCUAGACCAGUUAUUGCUGCGUCGAUUACCACCAACGAUGCCUCUGCCAUCAAGUCUCAAAUCUACGCUGUCAAGGACAAGAUCGAGACUUUGUUGAUCUAA